AUGGUACGCUAUAAACGCGAGUCAGCAGCAGCGGUGGUAACGGCAGCGGCGGCGUCUGCUGCCGAUGUUGCAGCAACAACAAAAGCAAAACAAUUGGAUUUUGAAAUACUGGUGGAUAAAACACUUAAUUCAUUAAAUGGUUUCGAUCCUGUAUCCCGCUGUGAUGCUCUACACUAUCUGCUGCAAAAUCUAAAAUUUAAAUAUUCCGAAACCUGUGAAAAAGUUGUGCCCAGCGUGUUUGCCUAUCUAUUGGAUCGGGAUUACGCCAGCACCACAAAAGGAGUGUCCAAAAAACAAUUACAAUUGCUGCUAGCCACCAAAAAGGAGGAUAUCAAAAAUGAAGACGAAAAUGCUUCAUCGACAGAUUUAAAUCAGAAUUUCGAAAAGAUCCUAUGUAAGGAGGAAUUUAUGUGCCUGGAUGAAGACGAUGGUGAUUAUGCCGAUGAUGCGGAUAAUGAAAAUUCAAAUUUCCACAAUAAAAGAAUACGACGUUAUCCAGCAACAGCAGUAGCAGCAGCAGGCUUGGGUUCUUCAUCGACGGGCGGCCUAGUUAACUCAAAAGCAAAUAGCCGGGAUCCAUUGGAUUUAAUACCCUCAUCCGUAAUACACGCCCGACGUCUUGGCCGUAUAGCCGCCACCAACACAACAACUGCGGAUGGUGAUGAAAGCAAUAGUUUAGAUGCCCUUGCCACCACAGAUAGCCUAAAGAGAGCUCGACGACGUGCAGGAUUUGCCUAUGGUAAAAAUAAUUUGGGCAAACUCAGUCACCAGUCACGUUUGCUGUUCGAAAAGGUACACCAACGCGUUUCGCAUUUGGGCGAAGGUUAUGUCUUCCAUCCGGAUAAUGAGUUUACAAUUCAUUUCCACUGGAAAUCCGAGGAAUUGAGUAUACGUGUGUUCCAAGAACAGUUUCGUGUACAUCUAAAGAUCGCCUUGAAAGAACGUAACAAAGAAUUCCUGCGAAAAUUUCAACAAGAGUUUGUAUUUACGGGCCGCUUACUGGGUACUACACCACCAAAACAUGUACUCGAGUCGUUGCGUCUAGAGCACGAGGAAGAGUGGCGUCAACAGAAAAUACGAAAACAGCAACAACAACAACAGCAGCAGCUGCUGCAGCAGCAACAACAACAGCAACAAAUGUUGCUUAUGCAACAGAGGAGACGUGUUCUAGCGGCGGCGUCCAGCAGUGCCGGUAACGCUUACGAUUCCGAAAUGGAUUUCGAGCUAGAAUCUGAAUCUCAAUUGUCAUCAGCAUCGCAGGAGAUUAUGAAAUUUGAAGAGAUCAUUGAUGAGGGCAUGGGCCCUGGCCGAUUAAUAGAUGGUCUGGUCAUGGAACCGGAAAUUGAGGAUGUCAUUGAACGUAGUGGCAGUGGAGCAAGUGUCAGUGUAAGUGGUGGUAGUAGCAACAGUGGUAAUGGCAUGGAUACCUUGCCGAAUGAUAUGGUAACAACGGACAGUGCUUCCACCUUAACUUCACCGUUUAUAGGUGGUGGUGGAGGAGGGGGAGUUGGUAGUGGCGGUGGUAUGGGCAUGGGUGGUGUUGUCAAUGAUAUUGGUGCAACAAAUUUCAAAAAUCAUUUAUCACAGCAGCAGCAGCAAAACAACUCCAACAAUAGUAAUCUUAUUAUGAAUGGCCUCACAACCCCAUCGCCGAGUUCGGGUCACCCUAAUAACCUUAUGCCCAAUAAUUUAAAUCAACAACAGCAGCAGCAACAGACACCACAUGGUGGUGGAAUGCAGCAGCAACAACACAAUAUUGCCAAUCUUAUGAAUAAUACUUUGGGUCAACAACAACAACAGCCACAUUUCCAAGGAGGCCAUCCACAACAAACGCCACAACAGCGUUAUCUCAUGCAGCAGCAGCAACAACAACAAAUGCAGCAGCAACAGGGUGGUGUCGGCGGUCCACCUUAUAAUUCCCAGCAUAUGCCACCCCAAAAUCAUCCAUUGGCCAUGAUGGGUGGUAUGAUGGAAUCGGCCAAUCAACAGCAUCAACAAAUGCAACAACAGCGGAUGCAAAUCAAUGCAACCAAUAAUGCCAUCAAUAGCAUUGACAAUAUAUUGGGUGUAGGUGGUGGUGGUGGGGGACAAGGAGCUGGUGUUUCCAAGCCACCCACAACACCAGACAAUUUGCAAUACAUGCAGCAGCAGCAACCACAACAGAUGCCACCUCACAUGCAAAAUAUGCCACCACAUAUGAUGAUGCAACAGCAGCAACAACAAGAUCACACCUCCUUUUUGUCGGGUUCCGGUGCCGGUGGCUCUAUGGCAUCCAACAAUUCACAAAGUAGUGGUGGUGGCCUACUACAAAAUCCCCACACACCCACGGGCAAUAAUUCAUCGGCCAACGCCUCCUUUGAUCAUGAUGAUCCCGAUAUGUCACACGACGAAGAUGAUGAGGAUCAUGAAAACGAUACCAAUGAUGGUAUGGAACCAAAACAACAGCUAAUUGAUGGUGGCAGCAGUAGUAGUACCUCAUUGCAGGCACCGCCCGGUGGGGCAAAUGCUUCCGGUGGCUCAAAGAAAGAGAAACCCAUAUACAAUUGUUUACUGUGUCCCAAGUCAUAUCGUAAACGUAAAUCCCUAUUGGAUCACUAUAAAAUACAUCCAGGAUAUUGUCAUGAUUGUGGCAAGGCCAAUGGUACAUCGUUGGAGGAAAUCAUACAUCACAAUCGCACGGUACAUGCCAAGGACUUCCCAUUUGUCUGUGAGACUUGUGGCGAAUCUUAUUCAAGGCGUCAACAAUUCCAUGCCCAUGUUGAAUCUCACAAUAAGAAGGAAUUCAAAACUUACUCAUGUAUUGAAUGCGGUCAAAAGUUCUCUCACAAAAAACUACAUCAACAACAUUUAGAUGAUACCGGCCACAAGGCUGACGGUGCUAUAUGCGAGGUAUGCGGCGAUGAAUUCCCCUCAAAGAAUGCUUUGUAUCAACAUAUCGUUAGAGUACAUAAAAAGGAUAAUUUAUUCGAGUGUCACAUAUGUCAGAAUCGUUUUACGCUAAAAGCCAAUUUAGAACGUCAUGUCCAGUUACAUACGGAGAUUAAAAGGACAUAUGUCUGUGAUAUUUGCAACUCUUCAUAUUUUACAUAUCCAGCUUUAAAAGAUCAUUACAGCAAUGCCCAUACCGAUUCCUCCGAAUGCAAAUGUCCAUUGUGUGGCAAACGUUUUGGUUCAGUUAAAUCAUUACAACGUCAUUUACCAUCACAUUCGGAAGAGAGGCCACACAGUUGCUGUUAUUGUGAACAGACAUUUAAAUGGAAAACGCAUCUUGUACGCCACAAACAAACCGUACAUGGAAACCAGCCGUCCCCCAAGAAGGUUAAACGGUUCGCAAAGGAAGGUGAUGAAUUAGUUCCAAUGUCUGAUGUUCCCGGUCCGCCACCGGCUAAAGUUGCCAAGAAAUCGAAUGCUAGUAAACCAAAACAACAGCAGCAACAACAACAAACGGUUCAACAGCAGCAGCAACAACAACAGAAAAUGGGUGCUGUUGCAACACCACCACCACUAUCAACCACACCCGGUACAUCAUCGUCCUCACAACAAGAUCCCUUCAAUGCUGCCAUUAUAAGUAACAAUAGUUCACAAUCGUCAACUGCAUCGACAUCACAGCAUUCAUUGCAGUCUAGCGAAUCUCAACCGAAUUCCAUGUACAGUCAAAACUUUAGUGCUGAAAAAUUGCUGGGCCACCAGCAGCAGCAGCAACCCCAUCCAACAUCACAGGGACCACAAACGGCACUAGCGCCACAACAGCCCAUGUUAACACCACACAGUCAGCAGCAUCCACAUCCGCAACAACAACAAAGACCAACACCACCUCCGCAUCAACAGCAACAGCAGCAACACCAUCGUCACACACCCAAUAAUAGUCACACGCCGGACAAUAACUUGCCCCGUAUAAAUAGUUUCGGUGGCGGUGGGCCAACACAACCGGAGACACAAUUUCAUUUCGAUCAAAGUGCCGCUGGCGGCCCAACAUCAACCAUUACCACAAAUCCAGGUGCUUAUCCCCAACAUCAAAUCAUUAAUCAAUACCAGCAGCAACAUCACCAACAACAACAAAUGCAAACAACUCAACAGCCCCCAACGCCACAGCAACAGCAGCAGCAAGCGCAUAUGCGCAGUCAUACGCCACAGAGUCCUCAUCCACAUAGUCAUGUACCACAACAACAUCCGCACUUUUCGUCGCCACAUCAGCAACAUUUGCAGAGUGCUGCCCAGCAGCAGCACCAACAACAAAUGCAUCACCAUCAACACAUGAUGCAACAACAAUUGCAGCAACAGCAUCAACAAGCCACCGCUCACCAGCAGAGACACAAUCAACAAAGAUCACCUCACCCCCACCAGACACCGACACAACAGCUGCAGCAACAACAUCAACAACCAAUGCAUUCGCCACAACAUGCACGACUGCAAUCACCUCAGGCACAUACGCCACAACCACAAGCCACACCACAGCAGCAGCCAGGUGUAGCUGUCAAUCAUCAACAGCAGCAGCAGCAGUACACCACAGAUGCCUGGGGUAAUAUUAAUUUUGUGGCACAUGGAGCAGGUGCGGCCAACACUCAUCCUCAACAACAGCAGCAGCAACAAAAUAAUGCUAGCAAUUUAUCGGCAUCCGAUAAAGAUAAUCCUAAUAAAUACUAUAUCGUUGAUUCUUCCGAAUUCAUGGGUCUUCCAAUUAACGUUUCUGGCAGCAGUACACCGGGUACAGAAACAAAUCAAUUAAGCAGUACUCAACAGCAGCAGCAACAACAGCCACAAUCACCAAUGGUGGCCAAUAAAACGCCUCAACAGCAGCAACAGGAACAGGAUUUGAUGAGUUUUCAGAAUAUGUGGCCCCAGGCUAAUCAAACACCCAAUCAAAUGGCCUACAGUGCCAAUGGUGGUGGCCAACAACAGCAAACAACCGCCCAGCAACAGCAAGUUCAACAGCAACAAACCCAGCCUCAGGUCCAACAGGCACAACAGCAAAGUGCCACUAAUCAACAAGCUGGCGCAGCCGGUGGUGUUGCCAAUGUUGGGGGUGGUGCCGGGGCAACCGAUCCCCAUAGCUACAAUAAUAUUGGCAGUAUUUUAACGAAUCUCAUUGACAACAAUCCCAAUCCCAUGGAAUAUAAUUUCGAACUGAUGCAGCAAGGAUCGGUGCCAGUUGCAGGCAGUGGUGCAACAGCAACAUCGGCAGCAGCGGCGGCCGCUGCCCAAAGUCAACAACAGCAACAGAGUGCUUUAGCUGUACACCAUCAACAACAACAGCAGCAGCAACAUCAAACGGCCAGUGCUGCAUCGACCUACGGCCUGCAACCUACCGCCGGUGCCAGUGGCUUGAUACGUCAUGCUGGUGUAUAUGGAGCGCCCGGCUCACUGUAUGAUCCCCAUCAUCAUGCGGCGGCUGCCCAUCACGCCUCCAGUUUAGCGGAAAUGGGCGAACAGCAAAAGAAUAGCUUUCAACCAUAUCAUCCGCAUGCGUUGCAAACGCACGCCCAUGCCUUGGGUGGCCAUCCAUUGGCACCGACCGCCCAUCAUCCUCUAGCUGCGGCAUCUCACCUGUUGCCACCACCACCGCCACAUGCCGGUCAUCCUCAUGUCUAUGAUCGUGGUGGCUAUUCAAUGUUGGGCGGUGGUGAUGAUGGCAAGGCAGUGUUGCCACCCAUUAGCGAUUACAUGCACCACAUGCAGCAGCAACAUGUACAGCAGCCCGAUUUAUUGUACUAUUCAGUGAAAAAUGACUGACAUUUAAAAUAGGUCAUGCCUAGCGGUGGGGCUGGCGGCGGCGGAUGCGUCAAUACAAACAGUACUAGCAGUAGUAGUAACACGAGCACGUCAAGAACAGCAGCUCAAGUCUAUCACCAGGGACUUGCAGCGGCAGCAGCAGCACACCACCACCACCACCAUCAUUAUCAGCAUGCACAAACACCGCCCCAGUAUCCAUAUCACCACCAUCCACAUCACCAUCACAUGCAGCAACAGUACCAUCAACAUC
Messenger RNA from Musca vetustissima, 5980 nucleotides. RefSeq lists its product as uncharacterized. The coding region runs from base 1 to 5730 and encodes 1909 amino acids. The transcript is spliced from 10 exons. NCBI's taxonomy places the organism in Eukaryota, Metazoa, Arthropoda, Insecta, Diptera, Muscidae. The record is from RefSeq and is a predicted model, not a curated record.